Microtus ochrogaster (prairie vole) is the source of this 2554-nucleotide messenger RNA. Lineage: Eukaryota; Metazoa; Chordata; Mammalia; Rodentia; Cricetidae. The record is from RefSeq and is a predicted model, not a curated record.
UGCCGAGGUGCGCGUCAGUGCUGCUCAGUCCGGCCGGGACGCGGGAGGAUGUGGACUGGGUGGACAUGAGCGAACCUUAUCUCAGAUGUUGGAUCUUCUUUUGGAAAAACGUGUGGGUACGACCUUGGCUGCCCCUAAGUAUAGCUCCAGCUCCGUGAAGUUUCAAGGGUUAGCAGAGAGGACUGGGAUCAUGAAAAUGGAUAUGGAGGAAGCUGAUAUGACUUUAUGGACAGAGGCUGAGUUUGAAGAGAAGUGUACCUACAUAGUGAAUGACCACCCCUGGGAUUCCAGCGCCGACGGGGGUACUUCUGUUCAAGCAGAGGCAUCCUUACCAAGGAACCUGCUUUUCAAGUAUGCCAGCAGCAACAGCAAAGAGGUCACUGGAGUGGUGAGUAAGGAGUACAUACCGAAGGGAACAAGGUUUGGACCCCUGAUAGGCGAAAUCUACACCAAUGACACGGUUCCCAAGAACGCCAACAGGAAAUAUUUUUGGCGGAUCUACUCCAGAGAGGAGUUCCACCACUUCAUUGAUGGCUUUAAUGAGGAGAAAAGCAACUGGAUGCGCUACGUGAAUCCAGCUCACUCUGCCCGCGAGCAAAACCUGGCUGCCUGUCAGAACGGGAUGAACAUCUACUUCUACACCAUUAAGCCCAUCCCUGCCAACCAGGAACUUCUUGUGUGGUAUUGUCGGGACUUUGCAGAGAGGCUAAACUAUCCUUAUCCUGGAGAGCUCACAGUGAUGAAUCUCACACAAAUGGAAAGCAACCCAAAGCAGUACAGUAGUGAGAAAAAUGAACUUUACCCAAAGAAUGUCCCCAAGAGAGAGUACAGCGUGAAAGAAAUCCUGAAACUGGACUCCAAUUCCUCCAAAAGGAAGGACUUCUACCGUUCCGACAUUUCACCCCUCACUUCAGAAAAGGACAUGGAUGGCUUUAGGAAAAACGGGAGCCCUGACAUGCACUUCUAUCCUCGGGUUGUUUACCCCAUCCGGGCACCUCUGCCGGAAGACUUUUUGAAAGCGUCCCUGGCCUACGGGAUAGAAAGACCCACUUACAUUACACACAGCCCGCUUCCAUCUUCCACAACUCCAAGCCCUCCGGCAAGCAGCCCGGAGCAGAGCCUCAAGAGCUCCAGUCCCCACGGCAGCCCUGGGAACACUGUGUCGCCCCUGGUGCCCGGUCCCCCGGAACCCCGGGACUCCUACUCCUACUUGAAUGCUUCCUAUGGCUCCGAGGGCCUGGGCUCCUACCCUGGCUACACACCUGCCCCCCUCCCACCGGCUUUCAUCCCCUCUUACAAUGCUCACUACCCCAAGUUCCUAUUGCCACCCUAUGGCCUAAGUUCCAAUGGCUUGAGCACCAUGAACAACAUCAAUGGCAUCAACAACUUCAGCCUCUUCCCCAGGUUGUAUCCCGUCUACAGCAACCUCCUUGGUGGAGGCAACCUGCCUCAUCCAAUGCUCACCCCAGCUUCCCUACCAAGUUCCCUGCCCACAGAUGGAGCCCGGAGGCUGCUUCCACCGGAGCACCCCAGAGAGAUGCUUGUCCCAGCACCCCACAGUGCCUUUUCCCUUACCGGGGCUGCCGCCAGCAUGAAGGACGAGAGUAGUCCCCCCAGUGGUUCUCCAACAGCGGGGACCGCAGCCACGUCCGAACACGUGGUACAACCCAAAGCUACCUCAGCAGUGAUGGCAGCCCCCAGCACUGAUGGAGCCAUGAAUCUCAUCAAAAACAAAAGAAACAUGACUGGUUACAAGACCCUUCCCUACCCGCUGAAGAAGCAGAACGGCAAGAUCAAGUAUGAGUGUAAUGUCUGUGCCAAGACCUUCGGUCAGCUCUCCAACCUGAAGGUUCACUUGAGAGUGCACAGUGGAGAACGGCCUUUCAAAUGCCAGACCUGCAACAAGGGUUUCACUCAGCUCGCCCACCUGCAGAAACACUACCUGGUGCACACGGGAGAAAAGCCACAUGAAUGUCAGGUCUGUCACAAGCGAUUCAGCAGCACAAGCAAUCUCAAGACCCACCUUCGACUGCAUUCUGGAGAAAAACCUUACCAAUGUAAGGUGUGCCCUGCCAAGUUUACCCAGUUUGUGCACCUGAAGCUGCAUAAACGACUGCAUACCCGCGAGCGGCCCCACAAGUGCACCCAGUGCCACAAGAGCUACAUCCAUCUCUGCAGCCUCAAGGUCCACCUGAAGGGCAACUGUCCCGUGGCUCCAGCCCCUGGGCUGCCUUUGGAGGAUCUGACCCAAAUCAAUGAAGAAAUCGAAAAGUUCGACAUUAGUGACAAUGCUGACCGUCUUGAGGACAUGGAGGACAACAUGGAUGUGACCUCAAUGGUGGAGAAUGAGAUUCUAUCUGUGGUCAGAAAAGAGAAAGAGGAAACUGGUUUGAAAGUGUCUUUACAAAGAAACAUGGGGAAUGGACUCCUUUCCUCAGGGUGCAGCCCCUAUGAGUCAUCAGACCUGUCCCUCAUGACGUUGCCUCACAGCAACCCACUACCUCUGGUGCCUGUAAAGGUCAAACAAGAAACAGUUGAACCGAUGGAUCCUUAA